AAUAUGUGUUGGCUUGUGGGAUGGUCGUACAAAAUCUGAUGUUUUGUGACGUAAUAAAACAGUGACGUCUGUGAAGUGGGACGUGUACUUCCUGAAAAUUAACCAGUCACGCAUUAGCCAGUGGUGUUUUAUCUGUUUCUAGAAUAUUGGUGAGAGCUCUCUCGAGUGGAUAUCUCGGUGUCUUGGCUUUAACCGAGUAACAAAAUGGCCACUCUACACAGUUUUGUGCGCAACUUUAAUUCUAAAAUAGAGGCGCCUGUCCGACAGCAUCUCCAGAAUGUCUACGCCUGCUUAACUUUCUCAACUGCUGCUGCAGCUCUUGGAGCAUACAUUCAUAUAUACACAGAAGUUUUUACUGCUGGAUUUCUCAGUGCUCUAGGAGCCGUGGGUUUGCUGAUGUUACUAAUGGGAACACCGUAUAAUGGAAAAAACAUGCAGCUGCGUUUGGGAUAUCUUCUGGGUUUUGCAUUUUUUUCUGGACAUGGAAUGGGCCCACUACUGGAUGCUGUAAUUGAGGUUGAUCCGAGCAUAAUUGUAACAGCAUUUUUCUGCACCUGCAUAAUCUUCGUUUCGUUCUCUCUUUGUGCAAUGUUCGCUGAGAGAGGGCGAUGGCUUUAUCUGGGAGGUACCCUGCUGUCAUUAGUCAGCACACUUUUCAUAUUUUCAGUGAUCAACGUAUUUGUCGGCUCAUAUUAUUUGUUCCAGGCUUCUCUGUACAUUGGUUUGGCAUUGAUGUGUGCCUUCGUCCUGUAUGACACCCAACUGAUUAUUGAAAAAAGAAGAAAUGGUGACAAGGAUUUUGUUGAACAUUCACUUGACUUGUUCAUUGAUUUCAUUGGAAUAUUUAGACGCCUAGUAAUUAUUUUGACCCAGAAGGAGCAGAAGAAACGUCGCAGAGACUGAGCCUCAAUGAAAAAUUAUUAUAAUUAUUUUUUUUAAAGUCUAACAUAAAUUGACUUUUUUUUUUUUUGGUAUGUGGGAUAUGAAUACGUAUGUGUUCAAUUUACACCAAAUGUUGCAAUUGUGAAAGUGUACUUGUGUUCGAAUAAGAAACAUAAAUGUAAAAAUAGUGAUUGUCCAGUUUCACAAAUUGAAUGAGUGUUCUGUUCAGAUAAAUUUGAAUGUUUCCCUUCCAUAUGACUACCUGUAAAUUAGUAGCCUAGACAUUUUCACAUUUACAGUGAAAUUUUAUGUAUUUUUCAUGAAAAUGUAGGACUGUUAGUUAACUUACACACACAUACACAGAUAGAUAAUUAGAAAUGAAUGUGUGUUGAUAUUUUUGAGAAGUCCCAUCAGAAUAGUCAUGUUACUUAAUCACAGUACCAUUAUUGCGUAUUCUAUAUAACUUAAAACUACAGCUGCAUUUAUUGGCAUAACAUUUUAGCCUGUGAAGUCUGAUAGCACAGUUUUCAUUUUAUCCGUAUGUUUCAAUGAUAUUGAUAUUUGUUUUUCAUUAAAUUCUCAAAUAUUUUUGUGCA
Messenger RNA from Schistocerca americana (American grasshopper), 1478 nucleotides. RefSeq names its product probable Bax inhibitor 1 (gene BI-1). Gene Ontology annotation, cellular component: mitochondrial membrane. The coding region runs from base 205 to 903 and encodes 232 amino acids. Lineage: Eukaryota; Metazoa; Arthropoda; Insecta; Orthoptera; Acrididae. Gene Ontology annotation, molecular function: enzyme binding. The transcript has 5 exons. Gene Ontology annotation, biological process: cellular response to unfolded protein; negative regulation of apoptotic signaling pathway; negative regulation of endoribonuclease activity. The record is from RefSeq and is a predicted model, not a curated record.